UUUGUUUUCUUUUCUAUAUUGUGUCCAAAAAUCCAACCAAAUCUCACGUAGUUAAGUUCUAAAAAUUCCACCUCCAAAACCCGCCCCUUCCAUUCAUAUCUGUUCCAGUUUAGAUCAGGCUUUCACGAUAUCCUUCAUGUAAUAAUAAAGAAGCUUCCCCUCCUUUUUGACACCAAUACUUGGAACCAAACACACACUUGUCAGAACCCAACGAAAACCUCAAUCUUCUUCUAAACUUCUUUUCUUCUUAGUUUUUUGGACUUACCCAUUGUUUGCUGAUGAAUUUUCAUCUUCAUAGAACCAGUUUCAGCCUUUGAAUGUGAAGGGAGAAAAAGAUGGUUGGUGGUAGUCAUCAUCGUGUUGUCAAAGUAAAGGGAGAAACUUUAGAGUCAUGCAUGACAUGCCCUCUUUGUAAUAAGCUUUUAAAGGAAGCUACAACUAUUUCCCUGUGUCUCCAUACGUUCUGUAGGAAGUGCAUAUAUGAGAAGCUCUCGGAUGAAGGGAUGGAUUGUUGUCCCGUAUGCAACAUUGAGCUGGGAUGUCUGCCAGUUGACAAACUCAGACCCGACCACAGUUUACAAGAAGCAAGGGCAAAAAUUUUCCCUUACAAAAGAAGAAAGAUAAGUGCUCCCGAGGUUAUGCCUUCAGCUUCACCACCAGCAAAAAGAAAAGAAAGAUCACUGUCAUCAUUGGUGGUCAGUACUCCCAAAGUGCCAAUGCAGCGUGGUUUGACUGGAAGGAGAACGAAGGCUACUGCACGAAAAAGGAUUGCUGAUUUUCGAGGGUGUAGUUUCUCUGUUGAGGGGUCCCCUAAGAAAGAAGAUUCCGCAGAAGAUCAUCCCUCAGGCUCAACCUCACCUGAUUCCUCAAACAAAAUUAGUCAACGUAAAAGGCAGGAUUGUUCCAGGGUAAAACCUUCUAGUGAACACAGGUCUAAUGAAGAUACAGAUGAUGUUGAAAUUAUGGAAGGGAAAGCAGAUCUGAAGACAUCCUUAAACUGUCUUGUCAAAGCAGCUAACAGAAAGUCAUCCAAGUUAAAUUCACAAGCAUCACCAGUUUCUGCAUCAGAGCCACAUAAUAGCCCUUAUCGUCACUUAUAUGCGCCUGAAAUAAAAGCUGGCCUUGAAUCCCCUACUGUUCCUGAUGGAAAGAAUGGGGCAAAUUUGAUUACAAAACCUGUGAAACGUAGAAGGUUGCAUGCAGAAGCACAAAAGAAGGCAGCUGGCUUCAAUAGGAUCAUGCUAGACACUUUGGGGUCUAUGUGGAAUACAAAAAACAAUCCAAUUUGGUUCUCAUUAGUUGCUUGUGAAGACCGGAUAGGACAUAUUUCCCUUCCACAGCUUUCUGCAUGCUACUUGAGGAUACAGGACGGUAAAAUGCCAGUCUCAUUCAUCCAAAAGUACCUUGUAAAGAAACUUGAUCUUACAAGUGAAGCCGAGGUGGAGAUCAUGUGCCAAGGUCAAUCGGUCGUACCGUCAUUACAACUUCAUAGCUUGGUAGACUAUUGGUUUCGUACUGCAUCUACAGCGAAGAAGAUCCCAGCAACCGUCGGUUCAUCAUCGAAGGACUACGUUAUGGUUCUAUCGUAUUGCCGAAAAGUCCAAGCUCCCUGAGACGCCCGUUUAAUCUUUUUUUCAUGUUCUGUCUGUUGUGGAAGACGACUAUCGGAUAGAACAAA
Messenger RNA from Hibiscus syriacus, 1678 nucleotides. RefSeq names its product E3 ubiquitin protein ligase DRIP2-like. The coding region runs from base 336 to 1613 and encodes 425 amino acids. Gene Ontology annotation, molecular function: ubiquitin-protein transferase activity. The record is from RefSeq and is a predicted model, not a curated record. Lineage: Eukaryota; Viridiplantae; Streptophyta; Magnoliopsida; Malvales; Malvaceae. The transcript has 8 exons.